UUCCGGUGCUCGGGACUGCUCCGCAUCCUUCCUCCUGUUCCUGCCCGGAAUCCGUCGUAUUACAAGCAGACGAGUCGCUCUGCUAAAUUAAAUGUUAAGAGGCAUUAAAGCCUCUUCGAGUGGCCUGCGACACAAUUUUCGCCGAUGCGCUUCGUCGGCGUCGAACUCAAACGCAUACGAUGUCGUCGUGAUUGGUGGAGGCCAUGCAGGCUGUGAGGCAGCGGCCGGUGCCGCACGAACAGGUGCACGGACGGUGCUCUUGACGCAGAAGCUCGACACUAUCGGAGAGCUGUCAUGCAACCCAUCCAUUGGAGGUGUAGGAAAGGGUACUCUUGUGAGGGAAGUGGAUGCAUUGGACGGUGUAAUGGGCAAAGUUACAGACAAGGCAGGGAUCCAGUUCCAUAUGCUGAACACCUCCAAGGGGCCCGCCGUCUGGGGGCCUCGCGCGCAAAUCGACAGGAGGUUGUACAAGCAUCACAUGCAAGAGACUCUCCAUAGCUACCCUAGCCUCGACAUCCGCGCCGCGAGCGUGCACGACCUCAUCUUCGAUCACGCUUCCGCGGACGGGACUUGGGGGUCGGUCACUGGUGUGCGCCUCGACUCAGGCGAGGUCUUCCAGUGCUCGCAGGCUGUCAUCUGCACAGGCACAUUCCUCUCGGGCGAAAUCCACAUCGGGAUGAAGACCUUCCCUGCGGGGCGCAUGGGUGAGGACCCAUCAGUCGGUCUCUCGGGUUCGCUGCGCUCCGCGGGCUUCAAGCUCGGCCGCCUGCAGACGGGCACCCCCGCGCGCCUGCGGCUCCAGACGAUCAACUUUGACGACCAGCGGCUGGAGGUACAGGAAGGCGACAUGGACCCGCAGCCGUUUAGCUACAUGAACCCCACAGUCGACAACGCGGCCAACCAAGUGCGCUGUUACAAGACGCACACAAACUCGGCGACACACCAGAUCAUCCGGGAGAAUAUACACCGUGCUGUGCACAUACAAGAGACGAAGAAAGGCCCGCGGUAUUGUCCGUCGCUGGAGGCGAAGGUCAGGCGAUUCCCGCAGAAAGAAGCACAUAUUGUGUGGCUCGAACCUGAAGGAUAUGACUCAGAUCUCGUAUACCCGAAUGGUCUCUCAAAUAGCAUGCCUGAAGACGUGCAGGAAGUGUUGUAUCGUACCGUGGCGUCUCUAGAGAAUGUCGAGAUCGUACGUCCAGCAUAUGGUGUCGAGUACGAUCAUGUUGACGCAAGGGAACUCAAAGCGACCCUUGAAACAAAACGAAUCAAUGGUCUUUUCCUUGCUGGCCAAAUUAAUGGCACUACAGGUUACGAGGAGGCCGCAGCACAAGGCAUCGUUGCCGGUAUCAACGCGGGCCUGGCCGCCCAGUCACGACCUCAACUUGUGCUGACGCGUGCAGACGGCUACGUCGGUGUUAUGAUCGACGACUUGAUUGUGAAGGGUGCCGAGGAGCCAUACCGGAUGUUCACAUCACGCUCAGAGUAUCGGAUGACCAUUAGGAGUGACAAUGCCGACCUGCGCUUGACUGAGAAAGGUCGUGCAGCGGGUGCCGUGGCAGAAUCUAGAUGGUCUCACUUCGUCAGCACGCGCAACGAACUCUCUCGCGUGACAGAACUGCUGCAAUCCAUCGUCCACAGUCCUCAGGGCUGGGCCAAACACGGUGUGACGAUGGUAUUUGAUGGCAUCCCACGCAGCGCGUUCGAUGUCCUGCGCUUCCCGCACGUCACCCCCUCCGAUCUGCAGAAGGUCCUACCGACGCUGGCGGACAUCGACCCGCAGCUGCUUGCGCGCGUACACAUCGACGCCAAGUACCACGGACAUGUCUACCGACAGGAGGCAGACGUGCGUGCGUUCCUGCGGGACGAGCACCUCCUGCUCGAUCCUGCGAUCGACUACUGGGCGGUCGACGGCCUCAGCAACGAGGUCAAGGAGCGCCUGAGCCGCGUGCGCCCUUCGAGCAUCGGUGCGGCGAAGCGCAUGGAGGGCAUGACGCCCACGUCGGUGCUGUACCUGCUCAAGUAUGCGAAGCGGGCGCAUGCACAGUUCAGCGCUGCGUCCGGAGCAAUCGAGGGGGAUGCUGUCCAAGCAAUGGCUGCAUAAGGUGGCAUUUACUGGUUAUCUAGAGUUCAGAUGUAGAUUACAUCGCUCCAUUCCCUCGAUAAGUGUACAACUGUGACAAAUCUAGCUUUACUUUCCCUUCAAAAUGCUGUCUAUCCUCGCCGUCUGUACGCGCUUACGGUAAUCCAUCCACACGGGGAAGCCGAAGACGAAGACCGUCAGAAGGUAAAGCAACUGCGCACGCAGUUCGUUCAGUCAGCAACACGCAGAAGGACAAUAUGAUACGCACUGUAGACACAAACGGCGUCUUAUGCUUCUGGCAAAGCCGGUACAAGUAGGCUGCUUCCAGGAUAUGCGAAAUGAGCACGAAAUACCAGCACGCCGGGAGCCACCAGCCCGGCAAUGAAUUUCUGACGAAUUCAGCAGGCGCCCAGAUAGGCCCAUACGCCGACGACGGCGCAAGGGUGAUGUAGACGAGUGGGCUAAGCAUUGACGUUGACUUCCAGACGUCCGGGGUGAGGCGAUAGUCCAGGAUUUCUGGAGCUUUGCUCUGCAGGACUAUGUCACGGGCGAACUAAGCGAAUGUGGAUAUGCGAGCGUACCAUACCCAGGGCGUCCUCUGCGUCAACCUUCAUUUGCAGCAUGCGCGACUUGACCUCGUCGUAUCCCGCGAGCGGAGGGUCGAACGGGACGCGUACUUCCUUCGAUGUGCCAACCUUCGUCUUAUAUGAGAAAUUCAUGCCCUGCGAAGGAUAAGCGGGACUACAUCGAGCUCUAUCCGUAUGGCACGUACCUUGCUGUCGAUGAGAGUCAUCUUUGCGCUCUCGACUUUCUCCUUCACCUGGCCGUAGUGCCGGAUAUAGGAGACGAGUGUGUCCGGGUGGUUCGACAUGUACAUGCACAGGAACGUCGACUUUUCGCGCACUGGGUCAGACAUGGCUGCUUAUCGUCCUGGGGGAGUGCGAGGGGAAGAGUAAGCUGGGAGGAAGAGUAAGCUGGGAGGAAGAGUAAGCUGGGAGGUGGUGGUUGGGAGCCAAGCGUGCGAGAGUGUCCCGACCCGGUGUCGGUGAUGGUUUUAAACCGGUGUG
Messenger RNA from Phanerochaete carnosa HHB-10118-sp, 3147 nucleotides. RefSeq lists its product as uncharacterized. The record is from RefSeq and is a predicted model, not a curated record. Gene Ontology annotation, molecular function: flavin adenine dinucleotide binding. The transcript has 10 exons. Gene Ontology annotation, biological process: tRNA methylation; tRNA wobble uridine modification. Lineage: Eukaryota; Fungi; Basidiomycota; Agaricomycetes; Polyporales; Phanerochaetaceae. Gene Ontology annotation, cellular component: cytosol. The coding region runs from base 92 to 2101 and encodes 669 amino acids.